Messenger RNA from Seriola aureovittata, 2002 nucleotides. It is a transcript of the gene snap29, whose product is annotated as synaptosome associated protein 29. The record is from RefSeq and is a predicted model, not a curated record. Gene Ontology annotation, cellular component: plasma membrane; SNARE complex. Bases 103 to 885 code for a protein of 260 amino acids. Gene Ontology annotation, molecular function: syntaxin binding; SNAP receptor activity. The transcript is spliced from 6 exons. Lineage: Eukaryota; Metazoa; Chordata; Actinopteri; Carangiformes; Carangidae. Gene Ontology annotation, biological process: synaptic vesicle priming; synaptic vesicle fusion to presynaptic active zone membrane; exocytosis.
GAGUAGUCGUUAGGACAACACGCGUCUACGUCACCGAACGUGAUCGGAAGCAGCUCACAGUCAGCUGAGCAACAACAACGUCCACAGCUCCAACGGUCAAAGAUGGCCUACCCUAAAUCCCACAACCCGUUUGCAGACGAUGACGAUGACGAGGACUUUAAGCCUAAAAGUAGGGGUUUUGAUGAUGACCCCAGUGACAGUGGAAUGAGUGAAGCAGAGAGGAAGCAGCGGUACCUCCAGCAGGAAGUGAUGCGUACAGCUCAGUCUGCUGUGGACAGCAGUAACCGUUCCCUUGGCCUCAUCUAUGAAUCAGAGAAGAUGGGUGUGGAAACUGCAGAGGAGCUGAUGCGACAGGGUGAGGUUCUGAAGAGGACAGACAAGAUGUUGGACAACAUGGAUCAGGACCUGAAGACCAGUCAGAAGCACAUUAACAGUAUAAGGAGUGUGUGGGGUGGCCUUGUCAAUUACUUCAAGGGCAAGCCAGAGACAAAGCCACCACCUGAGCAGCCUAAGGCCUACCAGGGCAGUGAAAGAUUACAGGAUGCCAUGUCCAGCAGCAGAGAACAUGAAGAUAAGUACCAAGCCAGCCACCCCAACCUCAGAAAGAUUAACACAGGAGGAUUUGGAGCUUCUGCAUCAGCAGAUGACAGCUCGUCUAGACAGAACGGAUACCCUCAGAAUAGACACCUUAGGGAGGCUCACCAGACCCUCGACAAUAAUUUAGAUGUGAUGUCCGAUGGCUUGAGAAGACUAAAGAACCUUGGACUUGGUCUUCAGUCUGAGAUAGAGGACCAGGACGACUCCAUUGAUUCUCUGAUGAAUAAAGUGGACAAGAUGGAUGUCAAAAUCCACAACACAAACCAACAGAUUAAAAACCUCAAAUAAAACAAACGCCUGGACUCACUUUGCAGAGACAAAGACACCAUCCUCUCACUUGGUUUCCAUCCUGGCCUUUGUCGAAUACACCUGUUCUUUGAUUUAGUCUUUUCUUCUUCUUUUUCUGUUUUUUUGAUGAAUUGGAACAUGUAACUCUCACAAACGAACAGGUGAAAACUUUUUUUAAUCCAUAUUAUUUACUUCUUGAGUGAAUUUUCCAUUUCUGUUUCAGGUUAGUCCAUGAACCCACGUUUGCCUAUUUCCUCCCACCACAGACUUUUACACUGACAUGUUAUCUUGGGUUUUGUCCAGCUGACUCUUGCACACGCCUCUUACAAUUAUCCUACCUUAAAAUGUGAUUCCUUUACAUGUUUGCUUCGAAGGGAAUACUCUACUCCGUGUGUGUAUGAGAUGUAAGGGACUGUCUCUGUCUGGUUAAAAUCUGAUUGUUUUCUCCAUAAAACUCCACUGCACUUCUAUCUGAUUGUAGUCAGCUGAAUCUGCAUUGGUUGGUUGAUUACAUUGUCAGCUAGAUCAGUUUUUCUUCGUCACCAAAUUGGCUGCUAGUUUGCUCGUCAUUCAGGCAAAGCAGAUGAAUGGUUUGACAUAUGAAUUAUUAACUCAGUAAAGAACACUGCACAUGUCUAAAAGCAGAAUGUUUUGUGUGUAGGAUUAAUAUCCUGGACCUGUCUCCACAUUUGUACAUACAAGUCUUGCUCAAGUCACAUUUGCCUUACAUGUAAUUUGUUUGUACAGAAGAUUAGCUUUUGGUUCUGUGCCAUUGCUCAUAGCCUCCACAGAUACAUCUCAUCAUAAUGCUUCACUUUUUAAAAAAUCUUCAGUAUGAAAUUGAUUCUCCUUUGUCUGAUGUAUGUUCAUGUUCUUCUGUUUGUGGCUUUAUAUAAAUUGUUUAUAUUGAUCUUUAUCAUUCUGAAUGCUGCAGAAUGUGAUGGAAAUUAUUGUACAGCAUAAAUAAUGUGAACAAGUUAGCUGUGAAUAUAAAAACUCUAGAAACUGAAGGAAUAUCUGCAAUAUUAGAAUCAUAAAACCUUCCCCAAUGUGUUAUGUUUUUAAACACAAGGCUAAUUUGAUCAAGAAUAAGAAAAUAAAUGAGGAUUCAUGGUCA